UCGGUCACCGGCAAACCGAACGCGAUCACCGAGAUCCCCAUACACAAUAUAUUAGCAUCGCCAGGUAUCGCGCGAGCACCGCGCGGAAACCACCGGCAGUCUUACAAUUAUACGUACUAUAUAACUGUUUACUGAUAGCAAAUAAGAAGAGUGCCCUUUCUUUGUUUUUCACGGUUCGGUCGAUGAUGAACAUCGAGGGUAAGAUCGCGAUCGUCACCGGAGGGGCGAACGGAAUUGGUUUUUGCACCGCUCGGAAACUCUUGCGAAAUGGAGCAAAGGCGGUGGCUCUUUUGGAUUUGAGUGAUUCAGGCGGUGAGAGCGCAGCUGCAGAUUUGAAUAAUGAAUUCGGAAAGGAGCGUGCAAUUUUUAUCCCCUGCGACGUAGCGAAAAGCGAACAGCUUAAAGAGUCGUUCAAAAAAGUUAUCGACACGUACGAGAGUUUAGAUAUUCUGGUAAACAUUGCCGGCAUCAUGGACGACGCGGAUUGGGAGAUUAUGGUCGAUGUUAAUUACAAAGGCAUCGUUCAUGGAACGAUUUUGGGAUUGCAUACUAUGGGAAAGUACAAGGGCGGUACCGGUGGUACCAUCGUCAACAUGUCCUCCGUGGCUGGCCUCGAAGGCAUCCCCAUAGCACCGAUUUAUGGCGGGACGCAGUACGCUAUCGUGGGAUUCACUCAAUCAUUGAAGCAUUAUUACGAGAAAACCGGUAUCCGCAUGUUGACGAUUUGUCCUGGUUUGACGACCACGGCCAUGGCCGCCAGAUUUAUGUCCACCAAAGAGCACGCCAUGGAUCUUCUCGACGAGGAAACUGCAGCAAAUGCAAUGCAGAACAUGCAAAAACAGCCGCCGGAGAUCGUAGCAAGUGCUAUCAUCGAGCUUAUCGAGAAGGGACAGAAUGGGGCAAUUCUCGUCAUCGAGAAUAAUCAACCCCCUUUUGCGAUCGAGAUACCUAGUUACACUACCCUCAAGGUUCCUAUAUAAGCGUUACAUAAAACCAGAGAGGAACUUUGGUUUUUGACGAUACUAUCCACUAACUGCUAAUUCAAUUCAACUACUAAUACUAAAUUAUGUAAUAAAUACUAAUAACACAUACUGGUAACUUGUUUAUUCAUUUAAUGUCCAAGAGACAUAUAUACGAGAAAUAUUCAAAGUAUUGAUACGCUUACACAAGUUUUCAAUUUCAAGUUACCAACUAAACUUUCAGUGUUUCCUUAGAUUAAUCCACGUAUAUAAGAAAUGUUCAACAACUAUUAAUAUAUAAUUAUAUUAAAAAAAAAAAUAUGUAAUAUUCUAUUAAACAGCAGUAUAAUGUUCAA
This is a messenger RNA of Ceratina calcarata, 1315 nucleotides long. Its product is annotated as 15-hydroxyprostaglandin dehydrogenase [NAD(+)]-like. Bases 183 to 980 code for a protein of 265 amino acids. Lineage: Eukaryota; Metazoa; Arthropoda; Insecta; Hymenoptera; Apidae. Gene Ontology annotation, molecular function: oxidoreductase activity, acting on the CH-OH group of donors, NAD or NADP as acceptor. The record is from RefSeq and is a predicted model, not a curated record. Gene Ontology annotation, cellular component: cytoplasm. The transcript is spliced from 6 exons.